UUCAGCGUCAUAUCAUAGCCGACCAUGGCGGAAUGUGGUCGAGUUGACAGCAACACAAGUAGUCACACCAUGGAUAAAAGCAUUACCCUUCCACCGGAUGAAAUUUUCCGUAAUAUGGAGAAUGCGAAGCGCUUUGCCAUAGACAUAGGUGGAUCUCUGACUAAGCUUGCUUACUACUCUACUGUUCAACACAAGGUGGCCAAAGUACGAUCAUUCGACCACAGCACAAAGGAAGCAGCAGGCGACAAGCUGUAUGAAAUAGCUGUACAGGAAGAGGUCACAGCUCGCCUGCAUUUUAUCAAGUUUGAAAAUGCCUACAUUGAGACGUGCUUGGACUUUAUCAAAGACCACCUGGUCAACACCGAGACCAAAGUCAUUAAAGCUACAGGUGGAGGGGCGCACAAGUUUAAAGAGCUAAUAGAAAGGAAACUUGGGCUCAAAGUGGACAAAGAGGAUGAGAUGACCUGUCUCAUCAAGGGCUGUAAUUUUGUGCUGAAGAACAUCCCUCAUGAGGCUUUCGUUUAUGCCAAACAUGCUGACUCAGAGUUCCGCUUUCAGACCACUAAUCCUGACAUCUUCCCCUACCUGCUUGUGAACAUCGGCUCAGGGGUCUCAAUAGUCAAGGUUGAAUCAGAGGACAAAUUUGAGCGAAUAGGUGGAAGCUCAAUAGGCGGUGGGACAUUCUGGGGCCUUGGAGCGUUGCUCACCAAGACAAAGAGAUUUGAUGAGUUACUACAGUUGGCCUCUAAAGGACAGCAUUCAAGCGUCGAUAUGCUUGUCAAAGACAUCUACGGAGGAUCUUAUGCAUGUUUGGGGUUGACUGGAGACCUUAUAGCAAGUAGUUUUGGGAAGUCUGCAACAGCUGACAAAGAGUUCUCUAACGAAGACAUGGCCAAGAGUUUACUCCAUAUGAUCAGCAACGAUAUCGGACAGCUAGCCUGUCUGUACGCCAAACUCCACAACCUGUCCCGAGUGUACUUUGGAGGCUUCUUUAUCAGAGGACACCCUGUCACCAUGCACACAAUAACUUAUAGCAUCAAUUUCUUUACAAAGGGUGAAGUUCAGGCUUUGUUUUUGAGACAUGAAGGCUAUCUUGGAGCCAUUGGAGCUUUUCUCAAAGGAGCAGAGGAAGAUAAUCCAAACCAGUACAGCUGGGGUGAAAACUAUGCAGGAAGCUCCGGUUUGAUGAGUGUCUCUCCUGACAUGAAUCCAAUGCAGCGUGCUCGCAGUGGAACUUUUCCUUUUGACAUGUUAGAGAUGGACCGUCUGGAUAGACAGCUGGUGAAUUUGCCUCUACUCCAGGAUCCUUCCUCCUACAUCCCCGACACAGUCGACCUCACAGAGGACGCUCAGGCCCGGGAAUACUGGCUAUACUGCUUUGAAGAAGCUUUAGAUGGGGUGGUGAAGAGAGCUGUAGCAAGCCAGCCGGACAUACCAGAGGCAGCCGAGCGAGCUGAGAAGUUUCGUCAGAAGUAUCUACACAAACUUCAAACUCUGCGCCAUCAGCCAUUUGCUUAUGGAUCCCUCACUGUCAGAAGUCUGUUAGACACGAGGGAACACUGUUUAAACGAGUUCAACUUUCCUGAUCCCUACUCUAAGAUUAAAGAAAGGGAAAACGACAUUGCUCUCAAGUACUACCAGAAAGCAGUGAAGUCCUUGGAGGAGCUGAGCUGGGAGGACAGACAGUUUGCUCUGGUUAGGGGCGUCUUGGCAGGGAAUGUUUUUGACUGGGGAGCCAAGGCUGUGUCAGAGGUCCUGGAGUCUAACCCUGAGUUUGGAUUUGAAGAAGCUAAACGACGAUUAGAAGAUCGGCCAUGGCUUGUUGAUUCUUUUGAUCAGUGGCUCGAGAGAUUAAAGGGUCCUCCUCAUCGGUGUGCCUUGUUUUUUGUGGAUAAUAGUGGAGUAGACAUCAUUUUAGGAGUGAUACCUUUUGUCAGAGAGCUUCUCUUUCGGGGCACAGAGGUUGUGUUAGCUAGUAAUUCCGGUCCAGCUUUAAAUGAUGUAACAAACAGCGAACUUCAGAUUCUGACAGAAAGAAUCGCAGCAAUGGAUCCUGUGAUUGACUCUGCCCUGAGGGAGGACAGGCUGACAUUAGUCCAGAAUGGUUCCAGUUCUCCCUGUUUGGAUCUGAGCCGCCUGGACAAGGUCCUGGCGAUGUUGGUGAGGGAGCGGCAGACCGACUUGGUGAUCAUCGAGGGAAUGGGUCGAGCCAUCCACACCAACUACUAUGCCAUGCUCAGCUGUGAGAGCCUCAAGAUGGCUGUCAUCAAGAACUCAUGGUUGGCCGACCGACUGGGAGGAAAACUCUUCAGUGUGGUUUUUAAAUACGAGGUUCCAGCCGGAAAAUCCCAUUAGGACGCUACAGCUCUGACGCCAUAAAGAAGUUUAAAUUAAACACAGUAGUUAAUCAGCUAGAACAGUUUGACUGGAUCACCGAAUGUAUUGACUGGGAUUGUAAAUUCUAAUUGGAUGAACAUUUGCUUUUAAGGAUGAUCAUUUAUAGAAGUUUUUUUUUUUUCUCGCAUUUUUGGUUUUACUGUUUCAUGAACUCCAGGGGUUCUCCCUCUUCCCCUUCCCAAGUUUCUGUCUAGCUGUGUGUUCAGUCAUCACUGCCGGUUCAUCUCAUUCAUCACCUGAGAAAUCAAAACUGUCUGUGUUUAGAAAACUUUUGCAGAAGUUAAAAUGUAUUCUGAAACCUCUAAAAAAAAAAAAAAAAAAAGUAGAAGCCUCUGGUUGGUUCGUAGAUUGCCACGGAAACGAGCAGUUGGAUCAUUAACAUUUCUUAUCCAUGUAGCACACUUUAUUAAUGCCAUGAAAUGUAUUUAAUGUGCCUUAAGCUUGAUGUGAUACAAACAUCUUUCACUCAGAUUGUGUUUCAUUCUUGUUGCAAGUUUAACUGCUUUGGUCCAGCUCACGUUUGUUGCACAUUAAGGAAAGGAAACAAAUCACUAUUUGACUGCCAGCAAUUAAUUGGAGAUUAAGGAAUGGAGUAUUGUCUCUGACAUUUGUUUAGAGGUUAAGAGUCAGAGAAAAUAUUUCAUCCGAGUGGGGAAGUAGCUGCACUUUACCGCUGUAAUUAAAGGCACCGGCAUGGUUUCCUCCACUGGGUGGCAGUAUUCUACUGUGUAGAUAUUUCUUUAUCAAAUCCUUCCCAUGGUGCUUGGUGUCAAAAUUAACACUGCAUAAUUCAGGUUAAGCGUUCUGUGAGAAUCACAAUAUUGAGAAAAUGUAAUUUAUUUUCAGCAGUUCACUGGCAUGCUAGAAUACACUCUAUAUUCCAUUUAAAAAUAAUAAUAAAAAAUAAAAAAUCAGAGUUUGACAAUAAUACUGCAGCACCUGGUCGAUGUUGUGGUAGUGAAGUUAGUGGGUGUAUAACUUCAUUUAAAAAAAAAAAAAAAGGUAGGAUUUGAGGUGUAAAUAGAUUAGAAAAGCAUCAAUGUGGAAAUAUCUCCACAAAAACUUUUGGACUCAUGUUUCAAUGCUUUAUUUCUCCUUUUGUACAUAUGUGAUAUACAAGAGUGAGUGUGUGUGUAAAUAUAUACAUAUUAUAUAAAAUCCAGCUGUAUCUCUUCACUUAGCCACACAAAGCACAGAUUUUGAGUAUUAUUCUUCUGACAAUCAGUUUUAAUUAAAUUGUGAAAACAUUGA
Messenger RNA from Xiphophorus couchianus (Monterrey platyfish), 3648 nucleotides. RefSeq names its product pantothenate kinase 4 (inactive) (gene pank4). Bases 25 to 2355 code for a protein of 776 amino acids. Lineage: Eukaryota; Metazoa; Chordata; Actinopteri; Cyprinodontiformes; Poeciliidae. The transcript is spliced from 20 exons. Gene Ontology annotation, biological process: coenzyme A biosynthetic process. Gene Ontology annotation, cellular component: nucleus; cytosol. Gene Ontology annotation, molecular function: ATP binding; pantothenate kinase activity. The record is from RefSeq and is a predicted model, not a curated record.